CAGUGACGCAGCGCUCUGACAAGAAAAAAGGGUGUACAAAGAUGGCGCUGCCCAUGCUGAGAGGCUGGGCAAGGCUGCGGGCGCUGACCUUACCCUGGCCAGCGGCGGGUUACCAUGCCAGGCCGAGGACCAGGGGCAUGGACGUCAUCUAUAAACCUGAUCCUAACGACCCAGAGACCAAGGCCUGGCAUAAAGGGCCGGCCUAUGAGGCCAAGCUGUAUGGCCGCUAUGGUAGCGCCUCUGGUGUCAACCCUGAGAAGCUGUGGCCGAGCCCCGAGCAGCUCCGGGCGAUAGUGAAGGAGGAGGAGGAGUGGCACCCGAGCCUAAGGGAGAUGCAGGAGCGGCUGGAGGCCAAGGAGAGGGAGCUAGAGCAGAAGCAGAAGGAAAGGGAGCGGCUGAUAGCGGCCAACAUGGCGAAAAUGCCGAAGAUGGUGGAGGAGUGGCGCCGGGCAAAGAAGGAGACAAAACAGAAAGAACGAGAAGACAAAGCCCGGAAGGAGCGGCUCUUGGCUCUCGCCCGCGAGAGGUUUGGCGUCCAUGUCGAUUCCCGCAGUGCCAAGUUCCAGGAGAUGGUGAAGGAGUUGGAGAAGGAGGAGAAGAAGAAAAUGAAGGCCGUGAAGAAAAAGCAGAGGGAGGAAGAGCGGGCAGCAAUGGCGGCGGUUUUAAAUGCCAUCCCUACAGCGGCACAGCCAUCACCACCAGCCCCCGAUAACGCCGCGUGAUGCCGGAUUACCGGAACACUGGACUGGCACCUUCACAAAACUUUUACUGUAGGGCGGUUCCUGCUUCUUCCAGUGAUGUCAGUCCAUGGCAGGGAUCAGCAACCUUCGGCACUUCAUCUGCUGUGAAACUACAACUCCCAGCAUGCGCACUUGCCUGGCUGUUC
Molecule: messenger RNA, 886 nt
Organism: Bufo bufo (common toad)
Lineage: Eukaryota; Metazoa; Chordata; Amphibia; Anura; Bufonidae
Gene: GADD45GIP1
Product: GADD45G interacting protein 1
Exons: 2
Coding region: 42-722 (226 amino acids)
Cellular component (GO): nucleus
Source: RefSeq, a predicted model, not a curated record